Molecule: messenger RNA, 951 nt
Organism: Aspergillus bombycis
Lineage: Eukaryota; Fungi; Ascomycota; Eurotiomycetes; Eurotiales; Aspergillaceae
Exons: 1
Coding region: 1-951 (316 amino acids)
Source: RefSeq, a predicted model, not a curated record
AUGUCGACCGACAGCUCGUCUAGCCCGUCAAAUUGGGUUACGGGUAGUUACACGGGUAACAGCGAUGGCCUUCGCAUUACGAUCACCACCUUCGUGGUGAUCGCCUGGUAUAACUCCAUUGAGUUAAUGGUGCUCAUCUUCUCGAUCUUCAAGCAGUAUAAAGGGAUUUACUUUUGGAGUUUGCUGAUUUCGACCGCGGGGAUCCUCCCCUACUCGAUCGGCUUUUUCAUGAAAUUUUUCGAUCUGACGUCAGCCAUCUGGGUCUCCUUGACGCUUGUCACCGUUGGGUGGUGGACCAUGGUGACCGGGCAGUCAUUCGUACUUUACUCAAGGCUACAUCUGGUCGUUCAAAAUACAAGGGUGUUGAAUUUCGUCUGUGGCAUGAUCAUUGCCAACAUCUUUCUCCUCCAUGUCCCGACCACCGUACUGACCUAUGCCGCCAAUUACAUGCAGUCCUACAGGUACCUGCAUGCGUAUAAUAUCAUGGAGAGAGUCCAAGUGGCGGGGUUCUGCGCCCAAGAACUCAUCAUCUCGGGUAUCUACAUAUGGGAAACGACCCGCAUGCUGAAAUUGAACCCCAACCGAGACAACCGUAACAUCAUCUUGCAGUUAUUCAUGAUGAACCUGGUCUGCAUCCUGAUGGACAUUGCUCUGAUCGCAGUAGAAUGCGCGAACUACUACAUAUACCAGACCACGCUGAAAGCGACUGUGUACAGUAUUAAGCUCAAGAUCGAAUACGGAGUCUUGAACAAGUUGAUCUACAUUGCGAAGCAAUCUGCGGGAAGGCCAGCAGAAGAUCCCUAUAUUGAAUUGAGCCGACUCAGCCCCAAUGCCAACUCCGAUACUACGCGCACAACAACGCAAUCUAAGCCGCAUCGCUCCAGCAUAGAAGAUAUCAGCUUCCGCCUACGUUCACUUGUAGCGUCACCGCACUGCCGCCAAGACCGGUGA